AUCUUGACGGGUGUCCGAACUGCGACUCUGUGUUUUCUUCCCUGGAGACGGAGCAGAGAGAAACAUCCAGACUGAUGAAGGAGAACAAAGCUCUGGUUAACGGCAUCUUCCAGCUCCAGACCGAGGUGACCGGUCUGCAGACGAAGAUCAGAGAGCAGACUGACAGGUCGGCCAGGCUAUCAGAGCAGCUCAGCAAGGCAGAGACCCGCCUCCAGGCCCUGGGGAACCAAUCAGAGGAGAAGGAUGACAGCAUCAACGGUCUGACACAGGAAGUGGAGCGUCUGAGACAGGAAGUCAAGGAGGAGUCGGGCAGCAGCAGUGUUUUUCACACCGCCCUGGAGGAUCUGAAGAAGGAGAGCCAGGCGGCGCUGCAGAGAUCGGCCCAGAAAUCCCAACAGAUCCAAGACCUGCAGACAGAAAAGACACAGCUGCAGACAGAAAAGACACAGCUGCAGACAGAAAAGACACAGCUGCAGACAGAAAAGACACAGCUGCAGGACACUCUGACCCAGCUGCAGACAGAAAGGACACAGCUGCAGACAGAAAAGACGCAGCUACAGGACACUCUGACCCAGCUGCAGACAGAAAGGACACAGCUGCAGACAGAAAAGACGCAGCUGCAGACAGAAAAGACACAGCUGCAGGACACUCUGACCCAGCUGCAGACAGAAAGGACACAGCUGCAGGACACUCUGACCCAUCUGCAGACAGAAAAGACACAGCUACAGGACACUCUGACCCAGCUGCAGACAGAAAGGACACAGCUGCAGGACACUCUGACACAAAG
Molecule: messenger RNA, 787 nt
Organism: Etheostoma cragini (Arkansas darter)
Lineage: Eukaryota; Metazoa; Chordata; Actinopteri; Perciformes; Percidae
Product: hyaluronan mediated motility receptor-like
Exons: 3
Source: RefSeq, a predicted model, not a curated record